Suillus paluster is the source of this 1762-nucleotide messenger RNA. RefSeq lists its product as uncharacterized. Gene Ontology annotation, molecular function: protein binding. The transcript is spliced from 3 exons. The record is from RefSeq and is a predicted model, not a curated record. The coding region runs from base 129 to 1649 and encodes 506 amino acids. NCBI's taxonomy places the organism in Eukaryota, Fungi, Basidiomycota, Agaricomycetes, Boletales, Suillaceae.
AAGAAUGGAUUCUCUUAUCGCCUGGCAACCGAGCUUGAGAAAAUUUACAUUCCGUUUAACCCGCGUUCUCUAUUUUAACGUGACCCACCUUUGGUACGUCGUUGUCGAACUUUCCUCCGCAAUCUACCAUGCAUCAAUCUCUGCUCAUUGAUGAGAUCCUUUCUCACAUUAUUCAGCUCAUCGCUGUCGACGGUCAGCGGGACCCAAAGCGCUUGGAAAAUACUAGCGACCUUGCUAGGCUAGCUCGGACAUGCCGCAGCUUUAUGGAAUGCGCUCUUGACAUCCUCUGGCGAACUCAGCAUUCGCUAAGUCCUCUCAUCAUGUGUUUGCCAAGAGGCAUCUGGGAGAUUCACUCAAGCAAUAUACUCUAUCUCACCAGAUCGCCUACUGGAUCUGAAUGGACACGAUUUGACGUGUAUUCACACCGUGUGAAGAGUUUUUCAUACCCAAAGCAAACGAACGUAAUCAGAUUACACGAGGACGCACUUCCACUCCUUUUUGUUGAACGCCAUCCGCAGUCUCUGUUCCCGUCACUUUCCUCGCUCGACUUUUCUAUCUUGUCGUGCAACUCCUCCAACUUUCCCUUGAUCAGAGGCUUUCUCUCCCCAAAACUGACAAACCUCACCUUCACUCUCCCUCGAAAGAUGUGUCCUCGGGACGUUUGCGUAGUGCUAGAAGACCUUCCUCGGAAGGCUACCCACCUCGAAAACGUCGCAAUUUCAUCAUUCUUUCCAGUGACGUCAUUUAAAUUGAAUGUUUCGACCCACGAACUGCCAUACUUACGUCGGUUGGUCGUCUCCAACUCUAUUCGUAUAUCUGCGGAGAGCAUGCUGAAUAUUGCAUCACUUCGUUAUGUCCAAGAGCUUGCCUUGAAUCUUCAGCCUGACUUCGAUACCGACAUGCUACGAGGUAGGACAUAUCACACCUUCCCCGCUCUCCGGCAUCUCAGCCUCGCGGCAUACGACCUUCCUCAGUGUACAUCUCUUGUGUCCCUUAUAUCCACACCACGACUAGAAGAGCUUGCCGUUUCCUACGACGCCCAAGCACCAUCUUCCAUCGUUAAUUCAUUCUUGAGUGCCAUUGGCACGUCUCUUCGAUCAAUCUCUCUCCGGCACAACAUACAAACCAAUACAAUUGCCGGCACUCCUUUUAUCUUCUAUUCAUCCACAUUUACACCGCUACUCGCUUCCCGCAAUCUCCGCAUCAUCAAAUUCUCCCAUCUUGGUACGCUCAAUUUAGAUGAUGAAUUCAUCACCGCAGCGGCUAAAGCCUGGAGCGAGCUGGAGGAACUUCGACUCUGCAGCUUACCUUGGUCCUCCAUAACUCCCAGCAUCAGUUUAAACAGCUUGACAGCGUUGACCCAAGACUGCCCGAAGCUCACCCACGUACACUUGGCAUUGGAUGCGAGGGACAUCCCUGAACUACCGACCGGCAGUCUUGGCGUGACUGGUGCACAGUUCCUGGAGGUGCUCAACGUCCGGGAUUCGGUUAUUGAGCACACUGAACCUGUUGCACAAUUCUUGCGGGCAAUCAUACCGAAUAUGAAGGCUUUGUAUGUUGAAGCCCAUCCAGAACUGAGGGAUAGAUGGAUGCAAGUCAAGGCUCACUAUGACCGGCUGCAAAUGGGGCCCUUACAGAAUGGGCCAUAGAAAGAUCUUUUGUUCAGCCACCGUAGAACUAGUCACGAAUUCUUUUGAUAGAGUAUUUUCUACUUAACUUAACUUAGGUAUUCCUUAGAUUCGUCGCUUUGCACGCUGAACGC